Molecule: messenger RNA, 2405 nt
Organism: Lasiosphaeria miniovina
Lineage: Eukaryota; Fungi; Ascomycota; Sordariomycetes; Sordariales; Lasiosphaeriaceae
Product: major facilitator superfamily domain-containing protein
Exons: 3
Coding region: 371-2077 (568 amino acids)
Biological process (GO): transmembrane transport
Cellular component (GO): plasma membrane
Molecular function (GO): transmembrane transporter activity
Source: RefSeq, a predicted model, not a curated record
ACGUCAAAGUUCAUGUGACGCUACUGCACGAACGUCUGCCGUCUCGUUCGUCGGUCGGCUUCUCGUUGACAUCACGCAGUGAUAAUGACUUUCUGGGUCGUGCACCUGCGCCUGCCGCUGCUGCUGCUGCUGCUGGCUCGAAGCAUGCCGUUUUUAAUUCAUUGACAGUCCGCACUCUCUGCCGCUUGUUUUUCGUGCUCUCCAAUUCACCCUCUUCACACGCCCACAACCCCUUCCUUCGUUCACAGUAGAGGACUUCACUCAGAGUCCGACGGUCCGUAGUGGUCCCCGGCUUGCCUCGCAUUUCUGCUCCCAUCCUCUUAUCAUACACACCGUAGAGGUGCCCGCCAUAGCGGGCACACAAAAGUCCAUGGCAGCGGAGCCCAAGCCCACGCUCGUCACGGCCGAGGGCGGAACCGGCGACUUGUCGUCUGAUAGUGUCGACGACGACCCCAUACCUCGCCUCCACGCAAAGACCUUUCUGGCCGUCUUUUCCGUCUGCCUAAUCUACAUGUCCCAGCUGGUCUGUCUUGUCGGCGCCGGUGCUCAAGGGCAAGUCAUCGCAGGACACUUCGGCGGGACGGCGCAGACAGUGUGGUUCUCGGCGCCCAUCACCAUCAUGACGGUUGUCCUCGGGCCGAUCGUGGCGCAGGCGGCCGACUACUGGGGGCGGAAGUGGUUUCUGGUGUCGCUGACGCUGGUCGGCGCCGUGGGGACGGUCGUGGUGGCGCGCGCCAGCUCCAUGAACAUGGCCAUUGGCGGGUUCUGCGUCAUCGGCCUGGCGUUUGGCGCGCAGCCGCUGCUGCACGUCGUCACGUCCGAGGUCCUCCCGCGGCGGUGGCGGGCCUGGGGCCAAGCGGCCGACAUGAUAUCGAAUGCCGUCGGCAGCAGCUUGGGCCUGUAUGUCGGCGGCGCGCUGAACCGCACCAGCGACCCGGCGUCGGACGGCUUCCGGUACUAUUUCUACAUGGCCAUGGCGUGCUUCGUGUCGGCGGCCGCCAUGUGCGCGCUCGUCUACAGCCCGCCGCCGCUGCCGACGCAGACGCAGUUCACCAACGCCGAGAAGCUCGCCAAGCUGGACUGGGUGGGGUACUUCUUCCUGGCCACGGGCCUGGUGCUCUUCUCGGUCGGGCUGUCGUACUCCAAGAACCCGUACGAGUGGACCGAUCCGGCGGUCUCGGCGACGUUUGCCCUCGGCCUGGCGUUCGUCGCCGGGCUCGUCGUGUAUGCCACGCGGUUCAAGACGGACGGCAUGUUCCACCACGGGCUGUUCACGGGGAACCGCAACUUCUCCAUCGCGGCCUUCUGCGUCUUCGCCGAGGGCGUGGCCUUCUUCGCCGCCAACACGUACUUCGCCUUCCAGGUCAGCGUGCUAUACGAGCACGACGCGCUGCUCGUCGGCGUGCGCUACAGCACCAUGACGAUCACGUCGGCCAUCGCGGCGUGCCUGACGGCGUGGUACUGCGCCCGGGCGCGGCGCGUGCGCUGGGUGACCGUGCUGGCCUUUUCCAUCUUCGUGGCGUGCUUCGCGGCGCUCGCCAACACCAGCCGCGACUCGGACCGGCCCAUGUGGGGGUAUCCGGUGCUGCUGGGCACGGCGCUCGGCAUGACGCUGACGACGCUGGUGACGGCCGCGCAGCUGUCGACGCCGCCCGAGCUCAUCAGCAUCGCCAGCGGCAUCCUGAUCAGCGUGCGCUCGCUCGGCGGCACCGUGGGGCUGGCCAUCUACAACGCCCUGUUCAACGAGGCCAUGGGCCACCUGGGCAGCAACGUCGCGGAUGCGGUUCUGGCGGACGGCCUGGCCCCCGAGAACGUCGGCCCGUUCCUCGACGCCCUCGGCUCGCAGAACGCCACGGCGCUGUCGGCCAUCCCGGGGGUCACGCCCGAGACGGUUGAGCGCGGGGCCGCAGCGCUGCAGGACACGUACGUCACGGCGUUCAGACACGUCUGGAUUGCCGGGGGCUGCUUCGUAGCCCUGGCGGCAGUCGUCGCCGGUUUCCUGUUCGACCCCAGAAAGGAGUUCAACAUGCACAUCGACGCGCCGGUCGAGAAGGACGAGGACAUGUACUCCGUGUAGGAGGCAGUCAUGUGAGAAGCACCCGUGCUAUCAAUUGCUGAGAAGAGAUUUUUUACAUUAGUGAAUCGUAUUUCCGGCUCACCUUGGCCGCUCUUGGCCGAAGUUGGGGCAGUAGAUAUAGAGGGACCUAAUGUCGAUAAAGAUGUCGACUGUCUCGAGCCGAGCAGUGACUCCAUUGGGGUGAGACGGUGAAGUUGAUAGAAGUAGAGAAGAAAUUGUUGCAGGGAAAUAACCAAGUUUGGGCGCAGUAAUUAUUCCACUAAGUACGAUUACUGUGGUCGCGUGCAAAAAUAAAACCCCCUUGUCAGGUACCUGUGGGGCAAACCCU